Molecule: messenger RNA, 1038 nt
Organism: Thamnophis elegans (Western terrestrial garter snake)
Lineage: Eukaryota; Metazoa; Chordata; Lepidosauria; Squamata; Natricidae
Product: alpha-tectorin-like
Exons: 3
Coding region: 1-1038 (345 amino acids)
Cellular component (GO): extracellular matrix
Source: RefSeq, a predicted model, not a curated record
AUGCUUCUUCUCCCACUGCUGGGAGUCCCUGUUUCUGUGGACAAAGUGCUGACCAGGCUUUCUGUGCGCAAGCUGAACAACGCCCUGAAGGUGGACAUCGUCGGACGCUACGUGACCCUGGAAACAGAUUUCGGGCUGAUUGUCUCUUACGACACAGAUCACUCGGUGGAGAUCAGGGUCCCCACCACCUUCUUCAACAAGACCUGCGGCAUGUGUGGGAACUUCAACAACCUCGGGCAGGAUGACAGCAUGAUGCCCAACGGAGAGCAAGCCCAGAACUCCAAUCAGCUGGGGAACAGUUGGCAGGUGCCCAACGCAGAGUACGACCCCCCUGAUUGUAUAGCCAAACCACCACCACCACCUUGUCCCUCAGAGCUAAAGGAUCUCUAUGAGACCGAGGCCUAUUGCGGACAGCUGACCAGUAGCCAGGGUCCGUUGGCAGCUUGCCAUUCUGCAAUCAACCCCAACAGCUUCUUCCAGAAUUGCGUCUUUGACCUGUGUGAACUGCAUGGGUCCCAGCAGGCUUUGUGUGGGGCUUUGGAGGCGUACGCUGAUGCCUGCCAAAGAGCUGGCGUGCAGCUUCCCGACUGGAGGAAUGCCACUUCCUGCGAGAUCCCUUGCCAUGAUCACAGCCAUUACAAUGUGUGCGCCACUUCCUGUCCUGCCACGUGUUCCAAUCCACUGGCUCCAUGGAACUGCACCAAGCCUUGCGUGGAGGAUUGCGAAUGCGACAAAGGCUUUGUCCUAAGCGGAGCUCAAUGUGUGCCGCAGGAGGAUUGCGGCUGUGUAGAUGGAGACCAAUAUUAUGAGGUUUGUUCCCCAGCAACGUCCUCUGCGGCCACGACAGAACCUGCAGCAACUUUUACAACAGGACAGGGUCCUCAUCUUCACCUUGGGCUUUUCUCCAACAGAAAGGAGAGACGUUCUGGCAGCCGGGUUGCGUCGGCCGAUGUCGCUGCGAAGAACACGGAAUCUUGUCCUGCUUCCCAGACAAUUGCCAAAAAGACCAAGUCUGCAAAGUACAGAACGGCAUCCUGA